AUGGAAUGUAGAAAAAGGGAAAAGAAAGGAGAAGGAGCGAAGGAAACUGAAUGUUUGAUGUUCUCGAUUCUGAUUGGGCUGUGGGCCCUCCUUCGGCCCCGCCCACCACCUCCUAAGCCCAGCCAACCAGCGCCGGAGCUUCGGCCCCGGCCGCCAAUGGAAACAGUUCCUAGGAGACGAUCCUCCUCGAAAACCCAUGCACGCCCGUACAGGAUACGCCUACCGCCCAAUCCCAGGCGGGCAAAGAGGUAA
This is a messenger RNA of Nezara viridula (southern green stink bug), 252 nucleotides long. The record is from the annotation of a GenBank genome assembly. NCBI's taxonomy places the organism in Eukaryota, Metazoa, Arthropoda, Insecta, Hemiptera, Pentatomidae.